Messenger RNA from Pelobates cultripes (western spadefoot toad), 9894 nucleotides. Lineage: Eukaryota; Metazoa; Chordata; Amphibia; Anura; Pelobatidae. The record is from the annotation of a GenBank genome assembly.
UGACCAGGCAAUUUUUCAAUUGUAAUACCGUUAAGGACCAGGGCUCUUUUUCUGCAGUGGCUGUAUUUAGAUGUAUUUGCCUCUUAUAUAUUUACUGUGCCCACACAUAUUGUAUACCGUUUACCUCACUAUUAAAUGUUCAUUCUAAAGAUACCAUUAUUUUCAUCAUAUCAUAUGAAUUACUAGAAUAAAAAAAGUGAAAUAUGAUGAGACAUAAAACACAGCUGGCCAUCAGGCCCCCAUGUCCCAGUUGGAACAUUUCUGAAGCCAGCCAAUGUAAUUCACCUCCGUCAAACCGUAUGUUUUGGAAAAGUACACAGCCUAGGGCAUUUCACAUGGUGGCAUUUCAAAACUUUGCAUGCACUUAUUCUACCACCAGUCUCUGUCAAACGUUUUUGUGAUGUCCUUUUUCACUCACACAUUCAUGUUCACUUUUUCACUCACACAUUCUACUUUGAGCAUAAAUUCUAACCUCCUGUUAGGUGUUCCUGCCAAAGGACAUCCCAAUAUGUGCUCGGCAACAUCUCCCGGGUACAACGAUACCACGCAUGCAUAUGUUUGUCGGGUUCACUGGGGGAUGCAAAGCAAAAUGUCUGAUAUGCGUUUUUCAAAUUGUACAUAUCUUCUUUGCCGAUCUACCUUAUGGGGGACUUAUCAGAUAUCCCAAUGUAUUUUCUUGACAUGAGCAUGCAUGUAUUUGAAAAGUUGACACCCUGCAGUAGUUGAAGAACGCGUGUGGAGGUAACUGUUCAAUCCUCAUUUUCACACACACACACACACACUGCUUUUUGACUGUGAUUUAGGAGAGCCCGCUGUUGGUUAUUGCAAGAACACACCCCAGGGGGUUUUCUGCAAGGCUUCUCCUUAGGACACCCAUGCCCCCCACGCAUAGGCUUGCCAGGAUUUUGGGAAGGUAUGGUUACAAUUGUAUGACUUUUCAGUUUGAGUUGAAAUUGAGAGUAGUUCUUCUCAUAGGCCUAUCUUUAGCUUGGGGCUUAUCACAUAGCCCAGUUUUAUAGAUCGCCACGAAAGGAUACACACUUUGAAACGUGGACACCCCAAGGUAUUGCAUGUGGAGUGCUUUGAUGCAACUUUUUUUCUUUUUUUUAUAGCCAGACCAAAAAUAAAUAAAUAAAAUAAAACAGUUGAAGAACGCGUGUGGAGGUAACUGUUCAGUCCUCAUUUUCACACACACACACACACACUGCUUUUUGACUGUGAUUUAGGAGAACCCGCUGUUGGUUAUUGCAAGAACACACCCCAGGGGGUUUUCUGCAAGGCUUCUCCUUAGGACACCCAUGCCCCCCACGCAUAGGCUUGCCAGGAUUUUGGGAAGGUAUGGUUACAAUUGUAUGACUUUUCAGUUUGAGUUGAAAUUGAGAGUAGUUCUUCUGAUAGGCCUAUCUUUAGCUUGGGGCUUAUCACAUAGCCCAGUUUUAUAGAUCGCCACGAAAGGAUACACACUUUGAAACGUGGACACCCCAAGGUAUUGCAUGUGGAGUGCUUUGAUGCAACUUUUUUUUCUUUUUUUAUAGCCAGACCAAAAAUAAAUAAAUAAAAUAAAACACUUGAAGAACGCGUGUGGAGGUAACUGUUCAGUCCUCAUUUUCACACACACACACACACACACACACACACACACACACACACACUGCUUUUUGACUGUGAUUUAGGAGAGCCCGCUAUUGGUUAUUGCAAGAACACACCCCAGGGGGUUUUCUGCAAGGCUUCUCCUUAGGACACCCAUGCCCCCCACGCAUAGUCUCGCCAGGAAUUUGGGAAGGUAUGGUUACAAUUGUAUGACUUUUCAGUUUGAGUUGAAAUUGAGAGUAGUUCUUCUGAUAGGCCUAUCUUUAGCUUGGGGCUUAUCACAGAGCCCAGUUUUAUAGAUCGCCACGAAAGGAUACACACUUUGAAACGUGGACACCCCAAGGUAUUGCAUGUGGAGUGCUUUGAUGCAACCUUUUUUUCUUUUUUUAUAGCCAGACCAAAAAUAAAUAAAUAAAAUAAAACAGUUGAAGAACGCGUGUGGAGGUAACUGUUCAAUCCUCAUUUUCACACACACACACACAAACACACUGCUUUUUGACUGUGAUUUAGGAGAGCCCGCAGUUGGUUAUUGCAAGAACACACCCCAGAGGGUUUUCUGCAAGGCUUCUCCUUAGGACACCCAUGCCCCCCACGCAUAGGCUCGCCAGGAUUUUGGGAAGGUAUGGUUACAAUUGUAUGACUUUUCAGUUUGAGUUGAAAUUGAGAGUAGUUCUUCUGAUAGGCCUAUCUUUAGCUUGGGGCUUAUCACAGAGCCCAGUUUUAUAGAUCGCCACGAAAGGAUACACACUUUGAAACGUGGACACCCCAAGGUAUUGCAUGUGGAGUGCUUUGAUGCAACCUUUUUUUUUCUUUUUUUAUAGCCAGACCAAAAAUAAAUAAAUAAAAUAAAACAGUUGAAGAACGCGUGUGGAGGUAACUGUUCAAUCCUCAUUUUCACACACACACAAACACACUGCUUUUUGACUGUGAUUUAGGAGAGCCCGCUGUUGGUUAUUGCAAGAACACACCCCAGGGGGUUUUCUGCAAGGCUUCUCCUUAGGACACCCAUGCCCCCCAUGCACAGGGUAAAUGUAAGAACCCCCCCCCCUAAAAAAACCAAAAAACCUCUGAACGGCAAAUGUUAAAAAAAUAAAUUAAAAAUGGACCAGCGUGUGGUAGCGUUUGAAACAGUCGCCAAUGCAGAGUCCAGGCUGUCCAGGGCAAUCAGGACAGUAAUAUACACUGUCUUUUCUCUGCCCCCUCUUAGAACAGACCCUGCAUCUUUUUUGGGGAUUCUGCUUUGCCGCAGUAGGGGGGAUUUUAAAAAUGAAAUGUGUAGCCCCAACUCUGCUCUCUCCCAUCACCGCCUGGGGAGCAGGUGCAUCACGGUACAAAAUCCCCGAAAUGAUCUGGAGCUGAAACUGUAAAAAUCUCAGUUGCGUCCCGGGGUUUGCUUUUUUGAACAACAAGAAAGCGUUGUGGGCUGCAAUCUGCAUCAGGUAGAUUGCAACCUUUUUGUACCAGGCCCUUGUCUUUCGUAUAAUUAGGUAGGGCUGCAGCAGCUGAUCUGCCAGAUCAACCCCACCCAUGUGCCGGUUAUAGGCCUUGAUGCACACUGGCUUCCUUGUCCUCUCAGCUCUGCCACGUACAGGGACCUCCACAGUCCCCUCAGUGUGGAUGCUGGUAAGAAGGUACACAUCCUUCUUGUCUCUGUACUUAACUGCCAACAGCUCCUCUUGGCGCAGAGCUGAGGUCUCCCCCCUUCGUAGCCGGGUGCGUGCAAGUUGUCCUGGGAAACCUGUGCUGUUCUUUUUAAUUGUGCCGCAAGCUACUGUAUCAAAACAGUACAGUAGCUUGAACAAAGGGACACUUAAAAAAUUGUCAGUAUACAAGUGGUACCCUUUGUUCAUGAGGGGGAAAAUCAGGUCCCAGACAAUCUUGCCACUGGUUCCCAUAUGUUCUGGGCAACCUGGAUGGUCAAGGUGGCUAUCCUUUCCCUCGUACACCUGGAAGGCCUGAAUAUACCCAUUCUCGCUAUCACAGAGCUUAUACAUCUUUACACCAUACCUAGAGCGCUUGGAAGGAACAUACUGCUUGAAUCCCAGCCUUCCCUUAUACUUCAUCAGGGAUUCAUCCACGCAUAUAUUCCUUCCAGGUGUAUAAGCCUCUGCAAACCUGGCAGCGAAGUGGGUAAUCAGGGGGCGGAUUUUAUACAGCCUGUCAAAUUGGGGAUGCUCCCUAGAGGGACACAGGCUGUUGUCGUUGAAGUGCAUGAAAUGCAGAAUCAUUUCAUACCUCUUCCUCGACAUACAUUGGGAGUAAAUGGGGGUAGAGCAGAUGGGGCUACUGCUCCAGUAGGAGCGGAUGGAGGGCUUCUUUAUGAUGCCCAUCAGCAUAGUCAAUGCCCAGAAUCUUUUAAAUUCUGGCACAUCGAUGGGGGCCCAUUUGCCAAAAAAGAGUCAGGAUUUGUAGCUCUGAAUUGAUGGGCAUAUAAAUUAGUUUGGGCGACAAUGUUCCCCAAUACAUCAUCGCCCAGAAACACCUCCAUAAACUGCUGAGGGCUAAAUCCUGUGACAUCCAAAUUAAUGCCAGGAUUUGCAGUAAAGGAUGGGAUGUCUGGCCUCUGGCGAUGAGGCACUACCCACUCCUCAGCAGUUCUGCCAGCUGUAGCAGCACGUCUCCUUCGGGCAGGGGGACUAGCAGGCACAGAUACAACAUCACUAGAUGCAUCACUAGCAGCAGACACUGUAUCUAGUGAUGAUGUAUCUGAGCACCUGGCUGGGUCAAAAUCAGGGUCAGAGUCUGACAUAGACGCGUCAGACUCUAGCGCAAGGGUGGCAUAUGACUGCUCAGCGCUGGUUGACUUCCGUGACCCAUGUGACAUGAUCACAAUCGCUUUACUUAGUGACCUGUCACAAAAAAAAAUAACCCCUAAAAAAAAAAUGAACAGACAGCAAAAUAAGUGCUGCUGUGCAAGAGCCUGUGAUCUGCAGAGUGAUCACAGGCAGGACAGGGGUUAAUCGUUCUGAAAAGAGCUUUUGGGUCUCAAAAAAAAAAAAAAUUCACAAAAAAUGAACCCCUAAAAAAGAAAAAAAAUAUGCACAAACAGCAGACAAUUACUGCUGUGCAAAAGCCGGUGAUUAUAGUGAUCACUGGCAAGACAGGGGUUAAUGGCUCUGAAAAGAGCCUUUGGGUCUCAAGAGUUUACAAAUCCCUACCUAUAAACACCUAAAUCUCUCUAGCUAAACCACAGAUCUCUCUCCUUCUCUCACUAAAGCACAAGUGAGGAGAGGGAGGCAGAUCCACACUAAUCAGAGAAAUGGGGAACACACUUGGGAUGAAAUUGCUAAUGGGGCAAGCUGUGAUUGGAUGACCCCAGCCUGCCCCUUAUGAUGCGGCAUGCUAGGGACACCCCCAGAAGCCCCAUGAUUCACUGCCUUUAGAAAGGGAUGGGGGUUAAUAUUGAUCAUUUUAUUUCUUUUCUAUUUAAUUUUUUAAUAUAUAGUAUUAUAUAUGCACUGAGUGCCAGGACCCCUUGAGGCACUCCGCACAUGCAGAGCAUCACUGCAAUACUAUCAGAGCUUCCAGAGCUCAAAAUAGCUGCAGGAGUACCAGAUACGUCCAAGGUCAUUAUGGAAUGUUUUCUGCCAGACGUACCAGAUACGUCCAUGGUCAUCAAGGGGUUAAACUCCAUCAUCCCCAGGCACAGGAAACACACAAACACAUAUAUAUACAUAUAUAUAUUAUAGUGGGGACUUAGAAAAUCUUUUGCACUAGCAUAUUUUGGGCUAGCCAUGGGUCCUACUGCUUCAGGGAAGGGGGGCAUACAUGAAGGCUUGACUUAAGAAUUUGCUUUCGCCUGGAGCUUUUGGGACUUUGAAGAUUUUUCCAAUCUGAACAGUGAGGACUUUGAAGAUAUUUUGCACAUGUUCUACCCCACCCCAGCGCCCACAAAAUUACAUUUCAGAGCACAAAAAGCCCCUCACAAGUUCCAUCCCUUGAGAGCCACCACCUGGGUGACCAACAUAUCCAAAAAUUCAGGCAGAUCCCUCAAAGGGAUCAGGAAUUUCAUGGAAGUCAUAUUUUGACCGGCAACCGCCAGGCUCACUUAGCCGAAAAUAGUUCCAUAGAAUCGCGCCUAAGUGCCGCUGGAGGACAACCGGCAAAACUUCAAUUUUCAAGCCGAAAACAGUUCCAGGGAUUUCGCGCCUAUGUCCCCCUGAGUCUUUUCCCUCUCCCAGGCCAGGCAAACACCGGCCAGGGGGCUAGCCAUGGGACCUGCUGCUGCAGGGAAGGGGGGGGGGCCAUACAUGAAGGCUUGACUUAAGAAUUUGCUUUCGCCUGGAGCUUUUGGGACUUUGAAGAUUUUUCCAAUCUGAACAGUGAGGUCUUUGAAGAUAUUUUGCACAUGUUCAACACCACCCCAGCACCCACAAAAUUACAUUUCAGAGCACAAAAAGCCCCUCACAAGUUCCAUCCCUUGAGAGCCACCACCUGGGUGACCAACAUAUCCAAAAUUCAGGCAGAUCCCUCAAAGGGAUCAGGAAUUUAAUGGAAGUCAUAUUUUGACCGGCAACCGCCAGGCUCACUUAGCCGAAAAUAGUUCCAUAGAAUCGCGGCUAAGUGCCGCUGGAGGACAACCGGCAAAACUUCAAUUUUCAAGCCGAAAACAGUUCCAGGGAUUUCGCGCCUAUGUCCCCCUGAGUCUUUUCCCUCUCCCAGGCCAGGCAAACACCGGCCAGGGGGCUAGCCAUGGGUCCUACUGCUGCAGGGAAGGGGGGGACCAUACAUGAAGGCUUGACUUAAGAAUUUGCUUUCGCCUGGAGCUUUUGGGACUUUGAAGAUUUUUCCAAUCUGAACAGUGAGGACUUUGAAGAUAUUUUGCACAUGUUCUACACCACCCCAGCACCCACAAAAUUACAUUUCAGAGCACAAAAAGCCCCUCACAAGUUCCAUCCCUUGAGAGCCACCACCUGGGUGACCAACAUAUCCAAAAUUCAGGCAGAUCCCUCAAAGGGAUCAGGAAUUUCAUGGAAGUCAUAUUUUGACCGGCAACCGCCAGGCUCACUUAGCCGAAAAUAGUUCCAUAGAAUCGCGCCUAAGUGCCGCUGGAGGACAACCGGCAAAACUUCAAUUUUCAAGCCGAAAACAGUUCCAGGGAUUUCGCGCCUAUGUCCCCCUGAGUCUUUUCCCUCUCCCAGGCCAGGCAAACACCGGCCAGGGGGCUAGCCAUGGGACCUGCUGCUGCAGGGAAGGGGGGGGGGCCAUACAUGAAGGCUUGACUUAAGAAUUUGCUUUCGCCUGGAGCUUUUGGGACUUUGAAGAUUUUUCCAAUCUGAACAGUGAGGUCUUUGAAGAUAUUUUGCACAUGUUCAACACCACCCCAGCACCCACAAAAUUACAUUUCAGAGCACAAAAAGCCCCUCACAAGUUCCAUCCCUUGAGAGCCACCACCUGGGUGACCAACAUAUCCAAAAUUCAGGCAGAUCCCUGAAAGGGAUCAGGAAUUUCAUGGAAGUCAUAUUUUGACCGGCAACCGCCAGGCUCACUUAGCCGAAAAUAGUUCCAUAGAAUCGCGCCUAAGUGCCGCUGGAGGACAACCGGCAAAACUUCAAUUGUCAAGCCGAAAACAGUUCCAGGGAUUUCGCGCCUAUGUCCCCCUGAGUCUUUUCCCUCUCCCAGGCCAGGCAAACACCGGCCAGGGGGCUAGUCAUGGGUCCUACUGCUGCAGGGAGGCAGGCAGGCUUCAUAGUCCACUUAGUGCUUUUAGCAUACAUGCAUCAUCCUCCCCCGGCCCUAAUGAACAACACCCCUCAUUGUAAGGCCUGUUCAAAUGCCUCCCACCCCUCCUUUGCAGCCACCUCUGUGCCUUAAGCCCCCUCUGGUGGAUGUCCACUUACGCUCGGGCCUUAAGCCCCCUCUGGUGGAUGUCACCUGUUGGACGGGCCUUAAGUACACUGCACAAGAGCCUCCAGAUGCAUGAUAGCCUAGUGCACGCGCCUCGUAUGUGCCGUGGCGCCCAUGUCAGAACUGUCCGACGACUUAUAUAUCAAGUUGUUCCUUCAAGGCCAAGCUGUGUUAGCUAGCCGUGAUGCUGGAAUGUUUGAUUUUUUCCGUAGGACCCCUUUACUUCCAUCUUGCAACACACACCUAUGUCAAGUUGUCCAGGCAGGCUAUAAAAUGUGGAGUGAAGGGCAGAGGACACCACACCUACCGCAGAUAAGGGGUCCAACAACCGCAUUCACUCCAAUGACCCCCUCUCUUUCUCCCCUACACAGAGGAAAUGAAGAAGUAGCUGGUUAUGGAGUGAGACAAAAGCUUGGCUCACAGGAUGACCUUGUCGCCUGCAGUCAAAGUGAAAGGAAACAGUUUCGAGACCAGCCUCUAAAGCACAGGCACCCCCUUACAAAGGGGGUUUUCCAAUACUUUUGCACACAAGACUAAAUUUGUGGUGAUCCUAGAAACUUUCGCAAGGUCUACCCAUUGUAGGGUACCAAGGAGGAUGCGUUGAAAGGGCAACCAGAGCGCAGAGGUAGGGCGGUGGGCGGGAGGGGACAGCCUCUCCAACCCGUCACACCGCUUGCCACAUGGCCCAUCCGCCAGGGCCACUCUCCCAUUUUAGGGUGCCGGGGAGGAGGCAGGCACAGAGAGCCAGACCACAGGGGUAGGACGUCGGUGGGCGGGAGGGGAGAGCAUCCCCUACCCAUCACACCGCUUACCCCCUCGCCCAACCUCCAUGCCUACACUCCCCGGUUUUCUGGCAGCAGGGAGAAAACGUUCAAAGGGCAACCAGAGCGCAGAGGUAGGGCGGUGGGUGGGAGGGGACAGCCUCUCCAACCCGUCACACCGCUUGCCACAUGGCCCAUCCGCCAGGGCCACUCUCCCAUUUUAGGGUGCCGGGGAGGAGGCAGGCACAGAGAGCCAGACCACAGGGGUAGGACGGCGGUGGGCGGGAGGGGAGAGCAUCCCCGACCCGUCACACCGCUUACCCCCGGCCCAACCUCCAUGCCUACACUCCCCGGCUUCUGGCAGCAGGGAGAAAACGUUCUAAGGGCAACCAGAGCGCAGAGGUAGGGCGGUGGGCGGAAGGGGACAACCUCUCCAACCCGUCACACCGCUUGCCACAUGGCCCAUCCACCAGGGCCACUCUCCACAUUGCAGGGUUGCAGGGAGGUAAGAGGCACAGACAGCCAGACCACAGGGGUAGGACGGCGGUGGGCGGGAGGGGAGAGCAUCCCCGACCCGUCACACCGCUUACCCCCUGGCCCAACCAUCACAUUGCCGGCUGGCGGGAGGGAUCAAGAACAGGCAGUCAGACCACAAGGGUAGGACGGCGGUGGGCGGGAGGGGAGAGCAUCCCCAGCCCGUCACACCGCUUACCCCCUGGCCCAACCUCCAUGCCUACGCACCGCUGACCUUCAUGGAAGACAUUCAUGCGGUAUACAUAGACUACUUCGGAUCUGGUCAUUAAAACGCUCUGCGCAAACACAUGGAAAUCCUAGGCAUCAGGACGGCCACCGUUGUCCCCACCAGGGAAGGGGACCUCAGCAGGCCACGAGGCAACAGCCUACACCAUGGUGCACGCAAUAUCAGGCCUCUGCUUUUAGACGGGGAAUGGGUGCAAACUCAGAUGGAGGUCACCAGACAGGUAGAGGAGCGCUUGGUUCGCAGACAGGUAGCGCCCUCACUGGUGGAGCCCGGUGAGAGUCCAGGGUCCACACCUGAGGCAAAGGGGAGAGGGUCAUUUCACCUGUUUGCAGGGGGCCACCAGGGACCACCUGAGCGAAAGCCUCUACCCAGCUCAGGCGCAGGGAGCCAUAUCGAUCGGAGAAGGUAGUGGGAGGAAACAUGUUCAAGAAAUUCGGAUUUCAAUUGCAGAAAGUUAAGUGAGAAAACCUCCCAGAAGUCUGGAACUCUGGGUAGGCAUCAGAGAUCCAGCCAGGGUCCCCUGAACACCAAAGGGAAAAAACAUUCUGUCAGUCUGGAACUCUGGUUAGGCAUAGGAGAACCAGCCAAUGUCCCCUGCCUGCUCUUCAAAAUUUUCGCUCCGAGAAAAUCUCCUCGAGGGUGCCCCCAGCUAUUGUUGUGCACUUUCUGCACGCGCGUCAUUUAGGGGGACCAACCUGAAAGAGUGUCCGACCGCAUGGAAGUGGUGCCUGGACGCGGCAGGGCAGAUCCGACCUCAUUGCUUCAAAGGCCGGAGCUCAUGGGACUUAGAAAAUUUAUCGCUCUUUGACGCAGCGCCCUUCCUGUCCACCAGGGGGCGCCACUAGGGGUGCAGGGUGCCCAGCGCAAGCUCCCUCACCCUGCCCGGCAAGCCCAUCUGAAUUCCCGCAACGUAGGAAGGUUGGGGAGGGCAUCUGA